Diceros bicornis minor is the source of this 1136-nucleotide messenger RNA. RefSeq names its product olfactory receptor 12D2-like. The transcript has a single exon. The record is from RefSeq and is a predicted model, not a curated record. Lineage: Eukaryota; Metazoa; Chordata; Mammalia; Perissodactyla; Rhinocerotidae. Bases 8 to 934 code for a protein of 308 amino acids. Gene Ontology annotation, molecular function: G protein-coupled receptor activity; olfactory receptor activity. Gene Ontology annotation, cellular component: membrane. Gene Ontology annotation, biological process: G protein-coupled receptor signaling pathway.
UUAAGUGAUGCUGAAUCAAACCUCAGUCACUGAAUUUCUCCUUCUGGGGAUAACAAACAUCCAAGUACUGCAGCCUUUGCUCUUCGUGGUUUUCCUCACAAUUUAUUUUCUCAAUUUGUCUGGGAAUGGAGCCAUCCUGAUGGUUAUCAUCUCUGAUCCAAGACUCCAUUCCCCUAUGUAUUUUUUCCUGGGAAAUCUGUCGUGUCUAGAUAUCUGCUACUCCACGGUGACACUGCCAAAGAUGCUAGAGAACUUACUCUCUACAAACAAAGUGAUUUCUUUCUUGGGAUGCAUAAGUCAGCUUCACUUCUUCCACUUUCUGGGCAGUACCGAGGCCAUGCUGUUGGCUGUAAUGGCCUUUGACCGCUUUGUGGCUAUCUGCAAACCACUUCGUUACCCUCUUAUCAUGAAUCAUCAGCGCUGUACCCAGAUGGCUGUCACUAUCUGGACCAUUGGUUUUUUCCAUGCCCUGCUGCACUCCAUAAUGACCUCUCGCUUGAACUUCUGUGGAUCCAACAAUAUCCAUCACUUCUUCUGUGAUGUUAAACCAUUGUUGGAGUUGGCCUGUGGAAACACUAGGCUCAACCAGUGGCUGCUCAAUACUGUCACAGGGACUUCUGGCAUGGGCUCAUUCUUUUUAACACUUCUCUCUUAUUUCUACAUUAUCAUCUAUCUUUUCGUCAAGACCCGUUCUUGCAGCAUACUUCACAAAGCACUAUCCACUUGUGCCUCCCACUUUAUGGUAGUAAUUCUUUUGUAUGCUCCUGCUGUCUUUACCUACAUUCGCCCUGCUUCGGACAGCUCCAUGGACCAGGACUGGGUCAUUGCCAUCAUGUACAGUGUGGUCACUCCUGUACUAAAUCCACUGAUCUAUACCUUGAGGAACAAGGAAAUAAAGGGAGCCUUGAGUAGAGUGAUCAGAAUGAGGCACUAACUUGAAGAAAUCUAGACAACUUUUCUGAGACAUAAAUAAACAGGCAAUGAGAAAGUUGAGAUAUGAAAUUGUACUGCUUCUCAAGUUGUUUACAAUAUGUAUAACAGAGGGAACUGAAUAAAGGGAAAAUAAACGGGAAAGUCCAGUCCUGCUGUGCUAAACAACACAUUCCUAGGUUUCAUAGGGAAAAGUUGAACAAAUG